AUGUCUCCAGUGCUGAUAGCAUUUGGGAUCAUUUUCAUUUGCAUCGGAAGCGUUCUCUUGCAUGUGUCGCUCGAUACACCUGAGUUCUCGCUAGACUACACCCACUGUGUAGCGCACCAGGAUCACCUGAACAGAAGUUGUGCAGAAAUCCUUAGCUGGCAACAUGGUGGCACGUGUGAGUGUAUCGUCGAGAUCACCCUCGAGCAGCACUUUCCGCGGGAUGUGUUCUUCUACUACGGCUUAGAGAACUUCCACCAAAACCACCGGAUGUUUGUGAGGUCCCGUGACGAUGGCCAGCUACGUGGGAACAUUGAUAAAGAUCCAUCACCAUACUGCGACCCGUAUCGCUACACAGAGCACAACAAUCAAACGCGCCCUGUGGCACCGUGCGGUUUGAUCGCGAAUGCUAUCUUCAACGAUUCGUUCAGCCUGCAUCAGCUUCCUUCACGACGGCUUGUGCCACUUGUCGGUGGAGGAUCCGUUUGGGCGCAUGAACGUGAGCUUAAAUUUCGAAACCCACCGGAUGUGGAUCUGCGGGAAGCGUUGGAAGCCCACAACAUCUCUCGACCACCGUCCUGGUCGAGGGAACUCUGGGAGCUAGAUCCCGCCAAUCCCGAGAACAAUGGCUUCCAGAACGAGGACCUCAUCAACUGGAUGCGUUCGGCGGCUUUGCCCAGCUUCCAGCGAACAGACAAGUUGCCGGAUACGCGCUAUGGUGCCCGUAAUUCACCGCUUCAGGUGCUGCGCGCCUGA
Anopheles nili is the source of this 753-nucleotide messenger RNA. RefSeq names its product cell cycle control protein 50A-like. Gene Ontology annotation, cellular component: endoplasmic reticulum; plasma membrane; Golgi apparatus. The transcript is spliced from 2 exons. The coding region runs from base 1 to 753 and encodes 250 amino acids. Lineage: Eukaryota; Metazoa; Arthropoda; Insecta; Diptera; Culicidae. The record is from RefSeq and is a predicted model, not a curated record.